Dentiscutata erythropus is the source of this 1399-nucleotide messenger RNA. The record is from the annotation of a GenBank genome assembly. Lineage: Eukaryota; Fungi; Glomeromycota; Glomeromycetes; Diversisporales; Gigasporaceae.
UGAUGACGAAAUUAUUCAAACUAGUGAUAAUAAUGGUGUAUGGUCUAGUAACAAUGAUGAAGAACAAUUCAGUAGCCAAAUCAAUCUAAAUACUAUUAAUAAUAAUGAUUAUGAUAAUAUCUUUAAUACUUUGAACAAUAUAUUUGAUAGAAUUUAUAAUGGCAUGAAUGAUAUUUUUAAUGGACAAAGGGUUACAAACAACAGUUAUUAUCCAAAUGCAUUAAAUAGUAUCAAUCCUAUAGUUAAUUCUGAAAAUUUAUCAAAUGAUUUAGAUGCUAUUGAACAUGAUUAUAGCAACGAUGAAAUACUACAGCCAGAAUAUCAAGCUAUAAUGACCACGAAGAAUAGCAAAUCUAAAAGAUCAGGCUGUCGUUGGCAUGUUAAUAUGUCUUUUCCAAAAAAAACUGCAGUUAUUAGUAUAACAUCACUAGAACUUAGUCAUAAUCAUACAAUUAGCCCGAGGGCAAAUUUAUAUACUUCAAAAUAUAGAACAUUCCCUGAUGAUAUUGUACAAAAAGUUCGCUUCUAUACAGUCGAAGGCAAUUUAAGCGCAACAAUUCAAUAUCGGCUUUUAUUUGCAAAGUUUUCUAACUUCACAAUUCACCCAAGAGACUUGCAUAAUUUAAUACAGAAAUAUAAAAGAAUAGAUCAUAAAGAAAAUAAUGCUGCAAAACUUCUAAAACACCUACUUACUAAAAAAGCUGAAAAACAUGGGUGGGAAGUGUUUUGGAAACUCCAUCAAGAGACAAAUAAUGCCGCCAUAGACAGUCAAUAUAGUGACACAUAUCCUCUUUAUUGCCUUUAUCAUAUUUUACAAAAUCUUACUUGCAACCUCAAGGCUCCUCUCACACAAUAUAUUGAUCACACUGAAUGGAACUAUACCAAUGCAAGUGUGCAAUUGAGUGGUGUAUCUGCAGAAUGUUUUCCUCAAAUAGAUUGUGUUCUUGAAGAAAAUCUAACAGAAGAGAUGCUUUUACAACAGAGACAUGAAAUUACUCAAUCGCUUUAUUAUUAUUCCAAAAUAAACUUGGGCGAACAACUCUACAUGAAUACUUGUGCAAUAGAACCAAAUGAGAACUACUUAUCUUGUCCAAAGUUUUUUUCUAUGCAGCAAAUUAUUAAGCUAUGUGGAGAUGAUGUUUUUAGUCCAGAAGUUUGUCAUACUGUUCAAAAAAGAUGUGAUUAUGGAGAAACAUUUAAUCUUGCCCGAAAGGCAGUUCGCACUGCAGUUGAAUCAGGUGGUGAUUCUCUUUAUUGCCUUAAAAAAAGUCUUAAUAAUUGGUUUGCUGAAGAAAAAAGACUAUCUUAUGUAAGAGAUGAUGAUCAAGAAAACUUUAACCCCAGUCAAGUUGAAAAUCUGAUUGAAAAACAGCAUAGAGGGCAACCUUCAACUAAGUGA